GUCCAUUCAUCAGCAGCCGCGAGCUUUGGUAGCCGAAGCAGAGUUUCUUGGCGCAGCUGAAGAUGGGUCACUCCAACGUGUGGAAUUCUCACCCUAAGAACUACGGUCCUGGUUCUCGCACCUGCCGGGUGUGUGGUAACCCUCAUGGUUUGAUUAGGAAGUAUGGGCUUAUGUGUUGCCGCCAGUGCUUCCGAAGCAAUGCCAAGGAAAUUGGCUUCAUUAAGUAUCGCUGAAGGAUAUGGGGACACGCCUCUCUAACUUUGGAGGAACUUGAAGGCGUUUUAAGUUUUUGCUUUUUUACAUUAGUAACGUAGCUUGCAUUGAGAACUUUUGCUUUACGGUGUAUCCUGAACUAUAUUUAAUGUUGGCUGAGUCUUUGGUAUUCUAUAAAUGAAAAGAUUUUAAUUGGCUGAAAUCGGAUUUGAA
Molecule: messenger RNA, 426 nt
Organism: Neltuma alba
Lineage: Eukaryota; Viridiplantae; Streptophyta; Magnoliopsida; Fabales; Fabaceae
Product: 40S ribosomal protein S29
Exons: 3
Coding region: 63-233 (56 amino acids)
Biological process (GO): cytoplasmic translation
Cellular component (GO): cytosolic small ribosomal subunit; ribosome
Molecular function (GO): zinc ion binding; structural constituent of ribosome
Source: RefSeq, a predicted model, not a curated record